Messenger RNA from Arachis duranensis, 2537 nucleotides. RefSeq names its product protein ecdysoneless homolog. The record is from RefSeq and is a predicted model, not a curated record. Gene Ontology annotation, cellular component: nucleus. Lineage: Eukaryota; Viridiplantae; Streptophyta; Magnoliopsida; Fabales; Fabaceae.
CGAGAAGGAGAAAACUGAAGAAAUUAGCAAUACUGCAAUAGAAUAGAGUAGAAUGAGCAGUGAAAGUGAAAGCUAAGCUCAACACAAGACAAGAAUGGAAUCAUCAACUGAGUCACCUCCUUCAUCCAUCUUCAACCAAAAACACCACCCACCACACGACACCGUUUUCUAUUCCAUCUACCUUGACUCCCUCAUUCUCAACUCCACCACCACCACAACCGCCCUCCAAUCCCUCCACCUCCAAAUCCUCCAAACCCUUUCUCCCUUCACCAACCACUACAUAUGGCAGCAUCAACCCUUCACUCUCUCCCUCUCCAUCCCUCCAAACCCUACCUGCCCCUGCCCCUCUCCCUCCGCCACCACCCUCCCCCACCUUCAUGGCCACCUCCGCUACGGCGACAACCUCGACGACGAGUGGUUCCUCGUCUUUCUCCUCUUCCACACCUCCCUUCGCUUUCCCAAUCUCUCAAUCCGCCUCUGGGACUCCGAUGGCGAGUUCCUCCUCAUCGAAGCCGCAUUCCACCUCCCCCGAUGGCUAAAUCCCGAAACUGCCCUCAACCGUCUCUUCCUCCGUAACGGUAAUCUCCAUAUUGUCCCCAAAACCCGCAUCCCGAACCCCUCACUCAUCGAUUCACUCAAAUUCCUUAUCAAUUCUCCCAACGAAUCGCUUGCUUCAGAGCCAAUUCAGCUCGCGGUGAAGAAUCGGAUAUCUGGUUACCCUGAGAAGGCUAUGAAGAACAUGCAUACUGUUAGGGUUAGGGUUCCUGUGUCCGUUGCGCAGGUUCUGAAGCACGAGCCUUGCUUGAUUUCGCUGGCUGUGGAGGGGUUCUACGAUAGGGAUGUCGACUCGAUGAAAUUCGCGGCGAGGAUGGAGAGGUUCUUGCCGAGAGGGAAGGAGGAGGAGCUGGUUACUGUCUCCGUGAGGAUGUCGAGGGCGAUGUACGCCCAAUUGGUGAGGCAGACGUUCAGGGCGCCCAAGGUGUACCCGGCUGCGCCGCCGCCAGGCGAGAGGGAGGCGUUUUUCGAGGCAGAGCUUGGAAUGAAGAUAGCGUGUGGGUUUGAGAUGAUGUAUCAGCAAAGCAAGCGUGAUGGGGUGGAAGGGAAGGGGAGGACAUGGGAGGCGUUUAAGAAGAGCUUGGAGGAGGUAGGCUACUUCCAAGGAUUGCUUCCGGGUUCCAGUGAGUACCAGAGGUUGUUGCAGAGUGCUGAGGAGUAUUACAUGAACACUUCUCUGCACUCUAGAGAAAGUGAGUUGAUGAGUGCUCCAGUUAGGCGCAUAGAUGAAGUUCUUGCUUUACCGCAUUCAGUGGAUGAUUUCAAGGGUCAUGAUGUUCCUCCAUCUGAUGAUGAUUCCUGGCUUGACAAUGGAGAGGAAGAGUUGGACUCUGCCCUUCUGGAGAGACAAAAGGAAAUGGAACUGUAUGAGUCAAAUCCGGAUGUGGGUCCGUCAUCUGGUUCAAAAACUGAUGAGUUUGAUCCCAGCAAUAUAGCAAAAUCCAUGCAGGCAUUUGUCAAUACAUUAUCAAGUUAUAAGGGUGCUGAAGCUCCUGAUGACAGAAAUAGAGAAGUGGACCUUGAUGUAGACCAAUUUAUUAAAGACAUGGAAUCAAUAAUGAGGUGUCCAGGUGGUGAAACUGCCAACAGUAAUGUCGAAGAAGGCUCCUCUUCCGACCUGGACUUUGAUGAUUCUGACGAGAGCGAUAUGGAUGAAUCUGGUGAAGAUAAUAAGGAUGACAUGGAUGCUUUCAUGCGUUCGUAUUCUGAUGUUAUGAAUGAACAAUUGAAGUCAACCACCCUUCAUAGAAGUUUUGUUCGUGCUAAGGAACAAAUUCCAAAGAAGGAUGAGGGAACAUCAGCUGCCACAGAAGAUAUGGAUGAAGAUUUCUCGCCUGUAGAUGUGGAUGUGAAUUUAGUAAAGAGCUUUCUUGAUUCCUUUUCUUCUCAACAAGGGCUUCCUGGUCCUGCUUCCAAUUUGCUUGGGCUCAUGGGGGUGCAGUUCCCGCAAGAUGCCAACAAGAAGGGCAAAUGAAGUUUAUCCAGGUUUUUCAAGUUUUUGGACUCUCCAUGUUUCCAAUAACAUGUUUUUUACACAUGCUUGGUAGAUAGAGGGACCCAGGGAAUGCAUAGUUAGUAGUGAGCAAUGAUAUUAUUACUUGCAUGAGAGAAAAACAAGAAACUAUACAUCUAUGCUGAGUUACCUUACCUAGCUAUAUCAUAAUUUGUACAUGGGCAGAAGUGCAUGGGAAAUUAGGAAUACUGUAGUUAUUUUUAGAUUGCAAAUCCAUGCAAACUAGUAGGAGCAUAAAUUAGCGUGUAUUAUUCUACCAUAAUUUGAACUUGAUGUGGGUAUUUUCCAAUUUAAUUAUACCAUAGAAGAGAUUAGUUGAAUCUGCUCUGUACAUCUUGUAUUUACUUGCAAAAAAUCCUGGCAUGAGUGUUUUUGUUCGAACUCAUAUAACCCACGAUGGAUGAUUAGUGGCUUUAUGGAUUAUGUAAUUGCCAGUUAUCAAUGUUAAAAUAGUAUUUAUUCAAUAUAA